This is a messenger RNA of Cynoglossus semilaevis (tongue sole), 1172 nucleotides long. RefSeq names its product FUN14 domain containing 1 (gene fundc1). The transcript is spliced from 5 exons. Gene Ontology annotation, biological process: autophagy of mitochondrion. The record is from RefSeq and is a predicted model, not a curated record. Gene Ontology annotation, cellular component: mitochondrial outer membrane. Lineage: Eukaryota; Metazoa; Chordata; Actinopteri; Pleuronectiformes; Cynoglossidae. Bases 113 to 565 code for a protein of 150 amino acids.
GUGUUUCGUCUUUCCUCUGUGUUUUGACGUACAGAGUUCAUGUAAAUUAGAUUGCGUGUGACGUCGGGUGUCAUCUGCGGGCAGUUGAGGACAGACAGCAGGAGAUUCCAAAAUGGCUACUCGUGACAAGGUUGAGGAGGAGAUAUACGACAAGGUUGUGGACCUGACAGAGUAUGCCAAACGUCAACGAUGGUGGAACCGUGUAUUUGGAAAUAACUCCGGGCCAGUAGCUGAGAAAUAUUCUGUUGCCACGCAGAUAGCCAUCGGUGGUGCAAGUGGAUGGUGUGCAGGAUAUCUCUUUCAGAAAGUUGGAAAAUUGGCUGCUACGGCAGUGGGAGGAGGUCUGCUGUUGCUACAGAUUGCAAACAACACCGGUUACAUCCAAGUGGACUGGAAGAGAGUAGAAAAGGAUGUAAACAAAGCGAAGAAACAAUUAAAGAAAGGCGCAAAUCAAGCAGGUCCAGAGCUGAACUCAUUUGUAGACAAGUCCACAGAAUUUGUGAAGAAAAAUAUUGUCGUCACAAGUGGUUUCAUCGGCGGCUUCCUGCUUGGCCUGGCCUCUUAGAACCUGACAAAGAGAAUAAAGAGAAUUUUUCUUAAUUUAUCGCUGUCAAGAAUAACAGUAUGAUUUGCUGCGGAAUGGUUUUAAAAUGUUUGGCAGCAGAAAGUAAAGGCUUGUCAGAAAUGAGCUCAUCAUUUUGUGUUACUACAGGAAACUGCACAUUGUAUUUUUUUAGAUUGCCUCUCAUUGUCUUUAAAUAAAAUAAGACAUGACUUUAUUAACCCAACUCUGGGGAAAGUCACAUAGUGAAAUAUACAAAAUCAAUAUAUUUAAAAAAGUUAUUCAUUCACUAUGACCAAAGUUAUAUUGUUCCUAAACAGAAAAUAAGCGUUCACUGACUUUUUUUUUUUGUGAUGCCAAAUACAAAUCUCAUUUUUAAAAAAUGAUAUUAAGGUGAAUACUGUGGUAUCAUUUUUGUUUUGAAUCACUGCAAGGCUUGAAUGUGAUACUGUUUUUCUCAAGUGCUGAUGUUUUGAUGGAUUGAGUGUCUUUUCUUUGACAUAUUUUUUUAAGGUAUUUAGUCUGGCUGUCAGUUAAAAUAUCAGACAUUUGUGAGAUGUUUUUUGCCCGUUUGCUGAAAAUAUACAAAAUAAAGAAAUAUAAUCUUGAU